UUACUGAAAUGUACACAUUUCCGAACAAUUCCGGUCUAAGCAGAAAAAAAGAACAUGAAAUUAUGUCACUGGCUCCACUGAUACAUGAAGUUUAUGAAAAAAACAACUGUGAUUUAAUUUUAGAUGUAGGUACAGGCCUUGUAAGUAUAAAAGGCAAACCUUGACCUAGGUUAUCGAAACAUUUGAGGGUUACCUUCCGAGGCUUUUGUACGAAAAAUAUAAAUAUCGUACACUGGGAAUAGAGGGAAGUUCGGAAAAAGUUCGGCUAGCAAAAGCCCAACAAACGAAAUUUCCCGAAUCGACGAAUUUUGUAACAUAUUACGAGCAUUUUAUAACACACGAUUCCGACAAACAGCUAAAGGACGUACUGAAGGAAUUCCCUGCGAGUAGAGUUUGUAUAACAGGACUCCACGCUUGUGCCGAUUUGAGUGUGAUAAUGUUAGAUUUAUUUACCAAAUUAGAAACGGCCAAAUCGUUGGUAAUUAUGCCGUGCUGUUACCACCGAUUAAGGCAAACCAACUGCACUUUCGACAAUUUUCCUACCAGUAGAUUACUUAAGGAAUUGGUUGGUUUACACGAACUUGGUAGUGUUUUGAAAGUGCCGUUUUUGAGACUGGCGUGCCAGAAUUCCGGAGAUGGAUUGAAAGAUUUGACGGAAGAACAACACGAAGAACAUGCCAAUAAUUGCUUGUUCAGGGCAAUUUUGCAAGAUGUUGCCGAAUCAGAAAAUUGGCAGGUGAGACGAUUAAAACGAAAAUCCGGAAAGUCGAUGCAGUCAAACGGCGAACCCUUCGAAAAUUACUUAACCAACCUGAAACGCACCCACACUCUCGUCGGGGCUGAAAUAACCGAUCAUCAAUUCUUAAGGAAAAUGCGUGAAAAAUGGAUGCAACAUAAAGGAAAUGCUUACCUAAUCGAGGCUUUGGCCGCGUUUCAAGCUGCCAUGCAAGCUGUAUGUGAGAACGUCGUGCUUUUGGACAGGGUGGUGUUUUUGCACGAGAAAGGGGUUGACUGUUUUGUUGUGAACGUAACGGAUAGGGGGAUAUCACCCAGGUGUCACGCCCUAGUAGCCGUGAAACCGUAAAAGUGACUUUGUAGAAGUGUCGAACAUUUUUUCAUUUAAUUGUGGUGUUUAGCCGCUGAACUUGCCUGGAUUAUGCAAAGUGGCAAUAGCUAAUUCAAACGGGAUUAACAUAAAUUUUUGUUUUACUCCUUCCAAUAAAGUCCUGUUACUGAA
This is a messenger RNA of Tribolium castaneum (red flour beetle), 1237 nucleotides long. RefSeq lists its product as uncharacterized. Bases 437 to 1084 code for a protein of 215 amino acids. The transcript is spliced from 2 exons. The record is from RefSeq and is a predicted model, not a curated record. NCBI's taxonomy places the organism in Eukaryota, Metazoa, Arthropoda, Insecta, Coleoptera, Tenebrionidae.